Molecule: messenger RNA, 2637 nt
Organism: Tilletiopsis washingtonensis
Lineage: Eukaryota; Fungi; Basidiomycota; Exobasidiomycetes; Entylomatales
Product: putative MEF1-translation elongation factor G, mitochondrial
Exons: 6
Coding region: 26-2557 (843 amino acids)
Biological process (GO): mitochondrial translational elongation
Cellular component (GO): mitochondrion
Molecular function (GO): GTP binding; GTPase activity; translation elongation factor activity
Source: RefSeq, a predicted model, not a curated record
CCGCAACACCCGCACCUGGCCCACCAUGCUGUCGCCGAUGAUGCGCUCACGGCUCGGCACGCAGUGCCUGCACGCCUCGUCGAGCCGCAGCGCCGCCGCCGUGCCGCUGGCCACGCGCAGCCUGUGCAUCGCAGCUGGCCCGACACCGCGGCGAGGCGGAGCCAGCCGGCGCUCGCUGCGGCUGCCUGCUGCGGCCACGCCGGCGCUGGUGCGCUUCGCCGGCUCGGCCUCGGGUGCGCUGGCGCCGGGCGUGUCGGUGCCGGACCCGACGAUUGUCCUCUCGGGCCCCGAGGCGGCACGCAUGGCGCGGCAGCGCAACAUCGGCAUUGCCGCGCACAUCGACAGUGGCAAGACGACGGUGACGGAGCGUGUGCUCUUCUACACCGGCCGCAUCAACCAGAUCCACGAGGUGCGCGGGCGCGACAAUGUCGGCGCCAAGAUGGACCACAUGGAGCUCGAGCGCGAGAAGGGCAUCACCAUCCAGAGCGCCGCGACGUACUGCUCCUGGAUGGCCACGCCGCCCACCGAGACGGGCACCGUCAGCGGCGAUGUCGGCAGCGGCGAGACGGCGGGCAAGGAGGAGUUCCGCAUGAACAUCAUCGACACGCCGGGCCACGUUGACUUCACCAUCGAGGUGGAGCGUGCGCUGCGUGUGCUCGACGGCGCCGUGCUGGUGCUGUGCGCCGCGUCGGGCGUGCAGUCGCAGACGAUCACCGUCGACCGGCAGAUGCGCCGCUACUCGGUGCCGCGCAUCAGCUUCAUCAACAAGAUGGACCGCGCCGGUGCCAACCCGUUCCGCGUCAUCGAGCAGCUGCGCUCGAAGCUGAAGUGCACCGCGGCCGCUGUGCAGGUGCCCAUCGGCAGCGAGGGCGGCUUUGAGGGCGUGGUGGACCUCGUGCGGUGGAAGAGUGUCUGGAACGAGGGCGACAUGGGCAUCGUGGUGCGCGAGUCCGACGACAUUCCCGCCGAGGUGCUCGAGUUCGCCAAGGCGAAGCGCCAGGAGCUGAUCGAGACGCUGGCCGACGUGGACGACGAGAUGGCCGAGAUCUUCAUCGAGGAGCGCGAGCCCACGAUUGCGGAGCUUGCCGGCGCGAUCCGCCGCUCCACAAUCGCGUGCAAGUUCUCGCCGGUGUUCAUGGGCACGGCGAUGAAGAACAAGGGCGUGCAGGCGAUGCUCGACGGCGUGUGCGCAUACCUGCCGAACCCGGCCGAGGUGCCCGCCACGGCCAUGGACAUCAGCACGAAGGCCAUCAAGGGCGCGCAGGAGCAGGCCGCGCAGGCAGCGACUGACUCCGGUGCCGACGAGGAGGCGGUCGAGGCAGCACGCAAGGGCGCGUCGCUGCCGCCCGUCGCGCUCUCGCCGUCGUCCGAGGCGCCGCUGGUCGGCCUUGCCUUCAAGCUCGAGGAGGGCCGCUACGGACAGCUCACGUACCUGCGCGUGUACCAGGGCACGCUGAAGCGCGGCAACAUGCUCUUCAAUGCGCGGACAGGAAAGAAGGUCAAGGUGCCGCGCCUGGUACGCAUGCACAGCAACGACAUGGAGGACGUGGACAGCGUCGGCGCCGGUGAGAUCUGCGCCAUGUUCGGCGUCGACUGCUCGUCCGGCGACACGUUCACCGACGGCACGACGACGCUGAGCAUGACGUCGAUGUUCGUGCCCGAGCCCGUCAUCUCGCUGGCGCUGGCGCCCGAGACCAAGGACGCCGGCGGCGCCAACUUCUCGCGCGCCCUCAACCGCUUCCAGAAGGAGGACCCGACGUUCCGCGUGCACGUCGACAGCGAGAGCAGCGAGACGAUCAUCUCGGGCAUGGGCGAGCUGCACCUCGAGAUCUACGUCGAGCGCAUGCGCCGCGAGUACAACGUGCCGUGCACGACGGGCAAGCCGCGCGUCGCCUUCCGCGAGGCCAUCUCGUCGCGCGCAGACUUUGCCUACACGCACAAGAAGCAGACGGGCGGUGCCGGACAGUUUGGACGAGUCAUGGGCUACAUCGAGCCGAUGACGAUGGACGAGGAGACGGGCAAGGAUGUGGCGUUCGAGAACCGCGUCAUGGGCGGCUCGAUCCCCAACGGCUACUUCCCGGCGUGCGAGAAGGGCUUCAUGGACGCGCUCGAGAAGGGCAUGCUCUCGGGCCACCCGGUCACGGGCGUGCGCUUCGUGCUGGAGGACGGAGCGGCGCACUCGGUCGACUCAUCCGAGCUGGCCUUCCGCCUCGCCACGGCCGGCGCCUUCCGCGAGGCCUUCAGCAAGGCCGGGCCCGUCAUCCUCGAGCCGAAGAUGACCGUCGAGGUCGUGGCGCCGACAGAGUUCCAGGGCGCAGUGAUCGGCGCGCUCAACCAGCGCAAGGGCACCAUCGAGGACACCGAGGUGCGGGAGGACGAGUUCACGCUCACGGCCGAGGUCAGCCUGAACGACAUGUUCGGCUACUCGAGCCAGCUGCGCGGCCUGACGCAGGGCAAGGGCGAGUUCUCGAUGGAGCUGCGCAACUACCAGCCCGUCAUGACGAACAUCCAGCGUGACAUGGAGGCCGAGUACAAAAAGCAGCUGUCCAAGAAGUGAGCGCGGCCGGCGCGCCCCGUUUGCUCCUCUUCGACACAUGCCCUGCCUCGCAUCACCCCACCCCACACUAGAGAUCGCGG